Larimichthys crocea (large yellow croaker) is the source of this 769-nucleotide messenger RNA. RefSeq names its product parvalbumin 5 (gene pvalb5). Gene Ontology annotation, cellular component: cytoplasm. Gene Ontology annotation, molecular function: calcium ion binding. The transcript is spliced from 5 exons. Lineage: Eukaryota; Metazoa; Chordata; Actinopteri; Sciaenidae. The record is from RefSeq and is a predicted model, not a curated record. The coding region runs from base 194 to 520 and encodes 108 amino acids.
GAUGUUUGUGUGUGACGAUAGGUGACAGUUGUGUGUGUUUGUGUCUUAGUGCAUCUCAGUUCUUUUCCUUUAAUAGACGGAAAAUAGGAUGCUCAAGCUUCUUUAUGUUUAAGUUGCAAUAACUUUCUCUGUGGGGAAAAAAUCAAUUCAGGUUUAAAACAAAGCUCAGACCAUCAGGCAGCUACAGAGGAUCAUGGCAUUUACAGGGAUGCUGAGCGACGAGGACAUCAAGGCUGCAGUCCAGGCUUGUCAAACUCCGGGGACAUUCGACUUCAAGUCCUUCUUUGCACGAGUGGGACUGACUGGCUCAUCUGAGGCAGAUGGGAAAAAAGUGUUUACAGUUCUGGACCAAGACAGGAGUGGAUACAUUGAAGAGGCGGAGCUCAAACUGUUCCUUCAGAAUUUCUCUCCGGGGGCGAGAGAGCUGACUGUGGCUGAGACCAAGGCUCUGAUGGCAGCAGGAGAUAAGGACGGUGAUGGCAAGAUUGGGAUGGAAGAGUUCUGUGAUAUCCUGAAAUAAAGAGAAUAAACGCAACGUGUUCACGACCGUCUUUCCCCUAUUUUAAAUAAUGGGUUUCUUAUGGAAAUACUGACUUUCCAGACUGUUUGACACAAAAAGACCAGAAUCCUCAGAUAAAUCUGUACCUGCCUGCUGCUCUUCCUGUUGAUGUGAUACAAUAAUGCAUAAAAUGUUUGGUGGACCAGCUGGAUAUUAGUUUGUGUUUGUGUGUUUAAUUAAUAAGGUAUCUGGAAUGGAUUAAUAAAUGUA